GAGCGCGAGAGAGAGCGCGAGAGAGCGCAGAGAGAGAGAAAGCGCAGAGAGAGAGAGCGCAGAGAGAGAGAACGCAGAGAGAGAGAACGCAGAGAGAGAGAACGCAGAGAGAGAGAGAGAACGCAGAGAGAGAGAGAACACGGAGAGAGAGAGAACACAGAGAGAGAGAGAACGCAGAGAGAGAGAGAGAGAACACACAGAGAGAGAGAGAGAGAGAGAGAGAGAGAGAAAGAGAACGCAGAGAGAGAGAGAACGCAGAGAGAGAGAGAGAACGCAGGGGGAGAGAGAGAACGCAGGGGUAGAGAGAGAGGGGGGAGAGAGAGAGAGGGGGGAGAGAGAGAGAGAGAACGCAGAGAGAGAGAGAGAGCAGAGAGCGUAGAGAGAGAGCGCAGAGAGAGAGAGAGAAGAGAGAGAAAGCGCAGAGAGAGAGAGCGCAGAGAGAGAGAACGCAGAGAGAGAGAACGCAGAGAGAGAGAGAGAACGCAGAGAGAGAGAGAACACAGAGAGAGAGAGAACACAGAGAGAGAGAGAACGCAGAGAGAGAGAGAGAGAACACACAGAGAGAGAGAGAGAGAGAGAGAGAGAGAGAGAGAGAGAGAAAGAGAACGCAGAGAGAGAGAGAACGCAGAGAGAGAGAGAGAACGCAGAGAGAGAGAGAACGCAGAGAGAGAGAGAGAACGCAGAGAGAGAGAGAGAACGCAGAGAGAGAGAGAGAGAGAGAACGCAGAGAGAGAGAGAGAACGCAGAGAGAGAGAGAACGCAGAGAGAGAGAGAGAGAGAGAACGCAGAGAGAGAGAGAGAGAACGCAGAGAGAGAGAACGCAGAGAGAGAGAGAGAACGCAGAGAGAGAGAGAGAACGCAGAGAGAGAGAGAGCGCAGAGAGAGAGAGCGCAGAGAGAGAGAGAGAGCACAGAGAGAGAGAGAACGCAGAGAGAGAACGCAGAGAGAGAGAGAACACAGAGAGAGAGAGAGAACGCAGAGAGAGAACGCAGAGAAAGAGAGAGAGAGAGAGAACGCAGAGAGAGAGAGAGAACGCAGAGAGAGAGAACGCAGAGAGAGAGAGAGAGAACGCAGAGAGAGAGAGAACGCAGAGAGAGAGAGAACGCAGAGAGAGAGAGAACGCAGAGAGAGAGAGAGAACGCAGAGAGAGAGAGAGAACGCAGAGAGAGAGAGAAAGCAGAGAGAGAGAGAGAACGCAGAGAGAGAGAGAACGCAGAGAGAGAGAGAACGCAGAGAGAGAGAGAGAGAACGCAGAGAGAGAGAGAGAACGCAGAGAGAGAGAGAGAACGCAGAGAGAGAGAGAGAACGCAGAGAGAGAGAGAGAACGCAGAGAGAGAGAGAGAGAACGCAGAGAGAGAAAGCGCAGAGAGAGAAGAGAGCACAGAGAGAGAGAGAGAACGCAGAGAGAGAGAGAGAGCACAGAGAGAGAGAGAACGCAGAGAGAGAGAACGCAGAGAGAGAGAGAACGCAGAGAGAGAGAGAGAACGCAGAGAGAGAGAGAGAACGCAGAGAGAGAGAGAGAACGCAGAGAGAGAGAGAGAGAGAGAGAACGCAGAGAGAGAGAGAGAGAGAACGCAGAGAGAGAGAAACCAUCAAACCACAAGAACAGGCAACAAAAUCCUGAAAUUGUCUUAA
Molecule: messenger RNA, 1635 nt
Organism: Rana temporaria (common frog)
Lineage: Eukaryota; Metazoa; Chordata; Amphibia; Anura; Ranidae
Product: trichohyalin-like
Exons: 3
Molecular function (GO): DNA binding
Source: RefSeq, a predicted model, not a curated record